This is a messenger RNA of Symbiodinium sp. CCMP2456, 1440 nucleotides long. NCBI's taxonomy places the organism in Eukaryota, Dinophyceae, Suessiales, Symbiodiniaceae. The record is from the annotation of a GenBank genome assembly.
AUGUUCGUCCCGGCAAGCGUAGAUGUUGCCCUCCCAAUGAUGUUUCUGCUGUGGUUUUGCUGGGGGAUCUGGCCAUCUGCCAGGAAAAAAGGCGGGUCUACGACGAUCAAUUUUGCUUUGACGUAUGUUUGUUUCCAGGUGCUCUCAUCCUUCUUUCUCUGCUUCACCCUCGGCAUGGCAAAUCCUCAGAACACACUGCAUUUCGAUGCUCGGCAAUUCCAUGCCGUUUUUGCCAGCGAGCUGUCGGAGAACUCUCCCGCGGUGCUCAUUGCCCUUUUGGGCGGUCUCUUGCUUUGCUCCGGUGAUUUCAUCAUGGCGAAAGCUAUCGAAGUGCUUGGCUUAUCUGUCGCAUGCCCCAUUGGUUUUGGGACUGCAAUGGUCUUCGGCACUGCCCUCAGCUACUUUCUCGAUUCCGGGCCAAAAGCCGAUGCAAGGCUGCUCUUUCCUGGACUUGGUGCCUGCCUUCUAGGAAAUGUCUGCAACGCCGCUUCUGCAUGGGACGUGUCGUGCAUCCGGGAAGGCUUUGGCAACACCCGGUCAAAACGCCAGAUCUCCACUCUGCAACCGGGAGGGCAUGACGAAGCGCUUGGUGGCAAUCCGCUGGAUGCUGGGACAUAUCCCGUGAAGAGCAUCAGUUGGCUGGAGCCGGAGGCGGAGGAUCCUUCUCCCGAGCUUGUGGAUGAGGUGCCCGAUGAGGCAUUCUGGGUCUGGAGCCCGGACGCAGACUUCUGGAGUCCGGACCUGCCAUCUGGGCCUGAGCCUCCAAACCCAAUCGAAAAGCCAAGCGACAACGCAGAUCUCACAGAGACAAGCGCGCACAACACGGACGAGGUCGUAGAAUCGAACGAACCUCAGUGCGUGCAGGUCGUGUCAACGGUGUUUGAGUCCGAGAGCUCCAAGUAUAAGCGGAGCCUGCACAAGCGUAGCGCGGCCAACUGGGACUUGGACGAGCUGGAGACUCACAGCGCUGCCGCCUUCCUCAUACCAAUUGCUGCAGGAUUCUUUCUCGGAAGCCCCGGCCCGAUCAGCACGGCCGCGCACAUGAUUGGACAGCUCUCUCCGUUCAGCCAGCUCUUCUGCUUCAUGUUUGGGCAGCUCAUAUCCAUCUUUCCCUUGGUUUCGGGCGUCACCUGGGUUUCCCAUUGCCACCAGCGCCGACAGGGCCGCUCCGUACUGACGAUACCCUGCGCGGUGUGGAGAGGCUAUGUCACAGCGUGCCGCGAGCGACGGAAGGCAGUGCUCUGUGACGCCUUCGCCGGCUGUUGCGUCGGGACGGGACAGUUCCUGUUCCUGGUAGGUUCACCAGUCGUCUCCAAAGCGGUCGGCUUCAUGUUUGGAACCUCGAGCCUGCUCCUGUCGGUUCUAAUGGGCAUCGUGGUGUUCAAGGCACGGUCAUUAACAGCAGCUUCGCUUCGAAGACCCAGCAAGCGGCCAUGGUAG